Messenger RNA from Clarias gariepinus (North African catfish), 1620 nucleotides. RefSeq lists its product as uncharacterized. The record is from RefSeq and is a predicted model, not a curated record. The transcript is spliced from 4 exons. Lineage: Eukaryota; Metazoa; Chordata; Actinopteri; Siluriformes; Clariidae. The coding region runs from base 413 to 1480 and encodes 355 amino acids.
ACUUAACAGGGUACUUCAGGCCGAUCGGAACACACCCUUAGAGAGCAGGAACAUGAUUAGGAGCAUGAAGAUAUGUGGUUAAAUGACCUGUAUAGUAUUUUCAGAGUGGAACCAAUGUUCUCCAGUCAAGGGGGGAGUCAGGGUUUAAUUGUGUGCAACACUGUAAGCUUGUCGAUGUGAGAGUUGUUUUUGUGUUCGGCAAACAGCAAUAUUUUGAGCAAUAUUGUUGUGUAGAAAUCUUUUCCGAGAGACAUGUAUGGAGUGAAACCCUGUUAAGAUUUAGUUAAUUUUCUCCCUUCGAGUUAUUGCGGCCAAUGAGCAUGUUGAAGGUGUGAACGUGCCAUAAAUGCCAGUGACCAAAAAGAGACUCCCUGUGUCCGUGAUUUAACUAAUUGGAGCUACACUAUCAACCAUGAAGAUUUCCCAUGAAUUAAGCCUUAAGAUCAGGUCUCUGUGGAGAACAGGACACCAUUUCUCUGACAUCAAGACAUUCUUGUCACAGUCAGGUAUUCAUGUCUCUGAUGACACGGUCAGACGACAUUGUCGUUCUCGUCGUUUGACUCCUCCAAUCAAAGCACCAACUGUAUCGAAAGUGACCAGUUCUGUUCUUCAAUGUCUUGAUGAAAUGCUGCAUGAGGAUGUUAAACGGACUGCUAAACAGAUUCAGAAAGAGCUCCAGAACCGACUGCAAUUGAAAAUAUCAAUUAGCACAGUUAGAAGGUCCAUAAAGAAACUUCGCAAAUCCAGAGGAGGAGUUAAAGACAAAAGACAGACUGCAGAGGAGUUGAGGCCUGAGCUGUUGAAGCGUAGCGUAGAGAUUCAGAGGCUGAAACAGCAGCUGCGUGUUUGCAAGGUGGCACAUGUUAAAGAGAUGGACGCCCUUAAGUGUGAGUUGCAUGUCUGCAAAGAGGCAACUGCAGUUGCCAAGGCAGCAUUUGUUGAUCUGCAAGCCACCCACAAAGGAUUCAUUGAGACCCACUCCGCUGUUAUGACCCAACUAAGAGAGGUGCAGACAGUGGUGACAGGAGCUCUUUUAAACUGUGCACACACCCUAACCUCAGACUGUUCUUCUCCAACCAGGUGUACUGCUAGUGGUGAUGCAGAGAGAACUGAAAUAAUGUCUUCUCCCACAACAUCCAUUACAAGCUGCCAUCCCGAACUUCAGUUUAUUCCUCCCACUACUGAGCUUCUUGAGUCGCUUAUGAUUCAGAGUCAAGGGCGGCCGGAUCGGCUUGGUUGCUUGCUGUUCCGCACUGUGGUACCGCAGGCCGUCUAUAAAGAAUGGACAUCCACAACAAACUGGGAUGGUUCCAAACGCAAACUUGGACUGCCCCCAAACUUAAAGAACUUUUUAAUGGAGACAGUUGCCCAGAAGUUUCCCUUCUUGACUAGCGGUGACAUCAGGCGGAUCAAGGACAGAGUGAAUGAAUUUUUACGCUCACCGAGGUCUACUGUUACACAUCGAUGUUUACAAGAUUAAAUUUUUUAUUUAAUUAAAGUUUGUCUCAAUUUUUUUUGUUGUUUGUUUUUAAAACUUUUUCUAUAAAAAAAACUUUUAUCAUUUGUAGUUUAAUAUUUAAAACAUUUGUUUUAUUGUUAGUUAUUUUUAUAUAAUAUAAU